Molecule: messenger RNA, 1482 nt
Organism: Molossus molossus (Pallas's mastiff bat)
Lineage: Eukaryota; Metazoa; Chordata; Mammalia; Chiroptera; Molossidae
Gene: RAB29
Product: RAB29, member RAS oncogene family
Exons: 6
Coding region: 146-757 (203 amino acids)
Biological process (GO): vesicle-mediated transport
Cellular component (GO): trans-Golgi network; Golgi apparatus; vesicle
Molecular function (GO): GTPase activity; GTP binding
Source: RefSeq, a predicted model, not a curated record
CUGCCGGGUCUGGGGAGAGAAAAGCAGCCCCAACAGGCGGUGGGCGGAAUGCCGAACUUCAGUUUGAAGGGGGUCGGGAGCCAAAGGGGUUAAAACCAGCGACUUCUCCCGCUUCCCGCCUCCUAAAACGUCCACCCGGCUAGCCAUGGGUAGCCGUGAUCACCUGUUCAAAGUGUUGGUGGUGGGGGACCCCGCAGUGGGCAAGACGUCCCUGGUGCAAAGAUAUUCCCAGGACAGCUUCAACAAACACUACAAAUCCACGGUGGGAGUGGAUUUUGCUCUGAAGGUUCUCCAGUGGUCUGACUCGGAGGUGGUGAGGCUCCAGCUGUGGGAUAUUGCAGGUCAGGAGCGCUUCACAUCUAUGACACGACUAUACUAUCGAGAUGCCUCUGCCUGUGUUAUUAUGUUUGAUGUUACCAAUGCCACUACCUUCAGCAACAGCCAGAGAUGGAAACAGGACCUGGACAGCAAGCUCACACUACCCAAUGGAGAACCUGUGCCCUGCCUGCUCUUGGCCAAUAAGUGUGAUCUGUCUCCUUGGGCAGUGAGCCGAGACAAGGUUGACCGUUUCAGUAAGGAGAAUGGUUUCACAGGUUGGACAGAGACAUCAGUCAAGGAAAACAAAAACAUUAAUGAGGCCAUGAGAGUCCUCAUUGAAAAGAUGAUGAGCAAUUCUAGAGAAGAUAUGUCUUUGUCCACCCAAGGGGACUACAUCAACCUACAAACCCGGCCCACCUCCAGCUGGGGCUGCUGCUAAGUAGUGUUUGCUCUCCAGGUUUUAAUCCCUUCCCCUUGGUUGUCCACCCAGUGGUUUUAUUAAGUACGUCUGAGCUGCAUUCUGCUGACUGUCCAGCAAGGAGGGCCAUCCUUACUAAGAAGAGACACUGGGACCCACGUGCAUUUCUUGCAACUUGGGUCUCACUUGCUGCUGGCUCAUGUAGACCUGUUAGUGCCCCCCCCCCGUUUUUAUUGAAUUUAUUGGGGUGACACUGGUUAACAAAAUUAUACAGGUUUCAGGUGCAUAAUUCUACAACACAUCAUCUGUACAGUUAGUGAGUUUUGUAUAAGAAAAAUCAUCUCAUCGCUCAAUUUGUGAUCUGGGAUUUUGUGGGAAGGAUUACAAAUCAGUAUCUGUGUUUUAAGGAUCAUAACUCUCAACUGCUUUUGAGCCUAUUUUUCCCACUGAUGUAUGUUGAGAUAUCAAUCUGCUAUGACUUCAGAUUGAGAGGAAAAUGAGAUCAAGGGUCAUUUCCCAAAUUCCUCAUAGGUCAUGACUUUUGUCUUGGAUUUUGAAUUUAAACAUCUGAUUCCGAAAUGCGGGAGUGGGUCUUGAUAUCUUUGGGUUUUGGGCUACUGAAGGUGACCCAAAUCACUAUAUUUUUGAAGCUUCUAAAGUCAUAAUUAGUUGCCCUGGCUGGUUUGGCUCAGCGGUUAGAGCAUCAGCCCGCAGACCAAUGAGUCACUGGUUUGAUUCUGGUCAAA